This is a messenger RNA of Drosophila montana, 1777 nucleotides long. RefSeq names its product unpaired 2 (gene upd2). The transcript has 3 exons. The coding region runs from base 46 to 1284 and encodes 412 amino acids. Gene Ontology annotation, biological process: embryonic development via the syncytial blastoderm; cell surface receptor signaling pathway via JAK-STAT. The record is from RefSeq and is a predicted model, not a curated record. NCBI's taxonomy places the organism in Eukaryota, Metazoa, Arthropoda, Insecta, Diptera, Drosophilidae.
AGCAGCGGCAGCGGCAGCUUUCGCAUUCACAGUUAUACGCUGAUCAUGGCUCUGGCUGCGCUGCUGCUGCCAUUGACACACGCCCGCCAUUUGCACGAUCAGCUGGCGCAAGGCUUUGCCUACGACGACGCGGACAGCUCCAGUGGCAGCGCCAGCGCUAGCGGCAGCGCCAGCCUCAGCCUCAACUCCGGCGACAGCGAGAGCGACAGCAGCAGCUCCGAAUCCAGCGACUCGCUGCCUGCCUGGCACGUGAAUCCGUUUCACGGACUGGCGGGUAGCUUCGGCGAUGCCAGCUACGACAGCGACGCCAGCAGCAGCAGCGGAAGCAGCGGCAGCAGCAGCAUCGAGGCUGAAACCGACGGCAGCUACGAGAAGAUUGCACAGGCGGCAGUCUAUGCCACAAUGCGGGAGCUGCGCCGUCAGCGCAUCAGACACCGACGCAGCCAUACGCUGAGGUUCUUCGCCCGAGUGCAGCAGGGCGCGGCGCCCGAGUGGGUGAACCCUUGCGGUGGCGUCUAUCAGCCCGACCAGAGCCAGCCCAGGGCAGUGGAUAUCUCCAGUGCAGCCAAGCGCAAGCAUCUGAUUGCGCUGCGCAACAAUACGCGGAUCGAGUACUGGAACAUCCGGCAAGACGCGAAUCUGGACUACGGCGACAUUCAGGCCUGGCAGCGCGAGUACAAGUUCCUGCCAAACAUGACGCGGCCCACAGAUGUGGCGAAGCUGAAGACCUGGUACCGCCACAUUCAGACAUUCGUGGGCAGCUUCGCGUAUUUGGGCAAGGCGCAGUACAAGUACCACAAGGAUCACCAGCUGCCACUGGGCGAGACCACCGAGGAGCUGCACAAGCUGCUCGUGAGCGCACGCAGCGUGCUCUGCGAGAUUGAGACGACCAUCAACGCCUCCUAUCCGUACAGCAAUGUCGCCAAGCUCAGCCAUAUUAGCAAGGCGGCCAUGCUCGAGCGCCUCAAGUUCUACACGCCCGCCGAUGGCAGCAAGGAGGCCGACACGCGCGAUCUCAAGUUCACCAAGCAGCUCUACUAUCAGUUCCUGGACAAUAUGUGGAAAUCGCUGCGCCUUGCGCUGCGCAAGCAUCACAGGGGCAGCAUGGAGCGCAGACAACACGCCGGCUCCGCCAGUUCCAGUUCCGCUUCUGCCUCUGCCUCCUCCUCUGUCGCCAACUCACGCCAGAUGUUCAGUCUUGAGAGCUCCGAGAGCGCCGGCCUAGCGUCCGUGGUGGCGGCGGCGCCCAAUGACAGCGGCUGCAUCAACUCAGCCGAGUGUUAGGCCGCUGUCACUGCCACUGCCACUGCCUCCGGCCCUGCCCAAAGACGCCUCCUCGAAGUACGAAGCCUCCCAGUAUUAGCGCCCAAUGCUGUGCACAGUUCCUAGCUGCAGUUGCGGUUGCGCGCCUAGCCAAAAAAGAGUCAACAACAAACAGCAAACAACAAACAAAAUCAAAACGAAUCGAAGAAUUUGUCGAAUGCCAUUUUAGAAUUUUAUGAGAAACCCCUCUACCACCAAACCAAACCCCUUCCCACAAACCCACCUCUCUACCAUGCUCUUGUCAUAUGUAUUAAUUAUUUAUUUAUUUAUUUGCCAUUUAUGCAAGAGCUAUUUAGUAUUAUAUCGUAUUAUAAUCAUUACUACUUCCGUUGAGCGGGUAAUUAUGAUCACACACACACACACACAUACGAGCACACACGCACACUCAAGUAUUUAUUUAUUGCUCAAAGUUACACAUGACCAUUCCCAGUUAAUUUCUAAGUCUUAAUUUAAU